Pocillopora meandrina is the source of this 366-nucleotide messenger RNA. NCBI's taxonomy places the organism in Eukaryota, Metazoa, Cnidaria, Anthozoa, Scleractinia, Pocilloporidae. The record is from the annotation of a GenBank genome assembly.
GGUCAGGAGAAUGAAGGAGCUGAUCACCGACUUAAGAAGCUCCUGAUUGUUGGACAAAUUCUCCAUGUUGGCAUCUUAGCAAAUGUUUACAAAACAGUAUGGAGAAUAUGCAUAUUUAUUUUAGGGUGUAAAGGGUUCAGCUACACUGUGAGUGGUCAAAAUCCUCUGAUCAAAUUUACAGCCACAUCCUCCUCGCGCUUAGAGCUUGUCACUUUGUUCAUCGCGCCAGUUCAUACUGGCUUAUCAUGUUGCCUCUGUAUGUUCCACUUGCCUUUUACAGUUGCUAUGGUUCUAAGCCCAGUUGUUCGAAGGCCAAUUAGCACUAACCCAAGGUUAAAUUGCAAUCUGGAUUUCUUUAUUCCUUAG